AUGCAGGCUGAACUGAAGCAAGAAGUCGAGGAGAAAGCGCUCGAGUUGAUUAACGUGGUUUGGCCGAUAUCAGCACAAGGAGGGCAUGAUUCGACCAACCUUCGCCAGGUUAUCCGUUAUGUCUCAAACCUACUUCGCCACGGCGACGAGGACGAGUUGCUGCCAUCCCGCUCGAUCACCUCGUCUACGUACAAUAGCGUUGAUAUGCCAUCGCCCGCUUAUCCAUCAUAUAUGGAGAGAGAUGGCGCGGAGCACGCGACCGCACGCGCAAAGAGCCCUCUAGAUCGAGUGGAUGGUCUUCAGACGGGCCAAGUGGAGACAGAUUUCCUGAACAUGGCUGUUUCACCUAGCGACCUUGCGGCUAUCUUUCCAGAAGACUUCUAUGGAAAUAUUCUUAUUGACAAUCUAAACUUGGCGCCUCAGAACUCCCAACCGCAGGGCUUCGGGACAUUGAUGGCAAUGGCUGACAAUAUGGAAGACUCGGGUCUGGACUCACUUACGCCAAGGGAUGAUCUUUCGCUGCUAUCACAGUUGACUCCUCCGCUGGAUAUCAGUAUGAGCACGGACUUACAACCAUAUACGUCGUCUGAGUUCUGGGAGACAUGGUUGGCUGAGUUAGUUCCAAUGGGCUGUCCUGACUUGCCCGCAGGUCUGGGGACUUCCAUUGCAGACCUGAGCAAUGACUUUUCCCAAAGCUUGAAUGGGCUGGUGUCUGUCACACCUGACCUGUAUGAUCAUCUUGAUGAGAGCGAGGUCUCCGCAGGACUAUCUGCUUCCAGUGCUUCAACGUCAACCAGAAUUGCGACCAAUGUGGACGACAUUGCCACUGGCCCAGAGGACAAGGAUUCGGAGCCUGAGUUGUUUGAGCAGAUAUCCAGAUUGGAUAGCUUUCCAACCGCAUAGGCUACGUUCGAGGGGGGUUACGUCCUGGCUCUACUCCGAGAGUUGAUGGGCGCUGACCAGCCGAUCGGGGAGGCGACAGUGGAGUACUUUGCAUGCAAGUUGGCGGCAAUACAAAAACACUCCUGAAACUUGCAUAGGGAGAUGCGCGGAGCUUUGAGGAUUGAGGGAGUGCCCACACUGCUCCUGC
Molecule: messenger RNA, 1090 nt
Organism: Aspergillus welwitschiae
Lineage: Eukaryota; Fungi; Ascomycota; Eurotiomycetes; Eurotiales; Aspergillaceae
Exons: 2
Coding region: 1-903 (300 amino acids)
Source: RefSeq, a predicted model, not a curated record